AGUACUAUACAUAUAGAAGAUUAUUCUUGAGAUUGAAAAAGAAAAAUAUAAUCAUGUCUAGUCCAAAAACUCGAAAUUAAAUGUCAUUUUCUUAUAAAAUAAAAAAUCCUAAGAACAUAAUUUGAUUCACUAUAAAAAUUCUGCGAACCAAAUUAGAAAAAGCUAGGAAAAUGAGUACACGCGUCAAGUUUUAAUUGGUCAUGCUCAAACGAAAACCCUACUCCCACUAUAGUAGCUCUGAGAAAACCCCUUCACAGCAUCUUCUCUUCUUCAGCCACAAUUAGCCGCGGCCUCACUUUAUCAGUAAAGCUCCACCUAGUCGGCGGCCGGAACCAUGGGUAUCGAUUUGAAAGCGGGAGGCAAAAGCAAGAAGACAAAGCGUACUGCUCCUAAGUCCGAGGAUGUCUACCUUAAGCUCCUCGUCAAGGUGCGCUGUUUUAUUUUUUAUAUUUUCUUUUUCAUUUUUAUUUUUUAAUAUGUACUUGAUAUUCUUUCAAUUCCUAGCUGUUAAAGAAGAAUUUCAUGUUCUGCCUUAUCAGUGAGUGUAAUGAUAUAAAUUAAGGCAGAGUUUUGAGUUGAGAAUUAGUGUGGAUUGAGUUUGAUUUUGUGCUUUAGGAUGUACCUUGUCGUAGAGAUUUUAAGGAUUUGAAGAAUAUAGGUUGUUUGAAAGACUUGAUUUUGUGAUGAUGCGCAUGAACUUGAGUGAUGGGUGAUCAUAGGUUGGUUUAUUUGAACUGAUAUGUUGUGGGGUUUUUGGGAUUUUACAGUUGUAUCGGUUUUUGUCAAGGAGGACCGAGAGCAAGUUUAAUGCGGUGAUACUGAAGAGGCUGUUCAUGAGCAAGAUCAAUAAGCCUCCUAUGUCUCUUUCCAGGCUUGUUAGCUACAUGAAAGGAAAGGAGGACAAAAUUGCCGUGCUUGUAGGAACAGUGACUAAUGAUAACAGAGCUUAUGAAGUGCCGAAAUUGACAGUCGCUGCUCUGAGGUUCACGGAACAAGCAAGAACAAGGAUUGAGAAUGCUGGAGGAGAGUGUUUGACUUUUGAUCAGUUGGCUCUUAGGGCUCCCCUCGGUCAGAGCACGGUGCUCCUAAGAGGUCCAAAGAAUGCUCGUGAGGCGGUCAAGCAUUUUGGACCAGCUCCUGGUGUACCACAUAGUCACACCAAACCAUAUCUUAGGUCCAAGGGUAGGAAAUUUGAGAGAGCUAGAGGAAGAAGGAAUAGCCGUGGCUUUAGAGUUUGAGUCGGAACAUUUUCAUAGUUUGGUGCUUCUUCUCUGUGCCCAUACAACAAUUUCUUUUGGAGACAAAAACUACAUUGAGUCAACAAUUUUGUCAGGGUUAUUUGAAUGCGGAAUCAGAUUAAUUCUUAUGGUUUAGCUUUAUUAUUAUUAUCUAAUCAUAAUUUCAGAACACAUUUCCGUUUUUCUAGUUUCUGUUAUCCGAAUGUGAUAUUCUGUCGUGUGGGAGUGGAUGAUGUGUCUCGAAUUCUUUGCAUAAGCUGUGUGAUGUGUUGUUGAAAUGGAAUGGUUGCUAAUAAGGAGC
Messenger RNA from Oldenlandia corymbosa var. corymbosa, 1539 nucleotides. Lineage: Eukaryota; Viridiplantae; Streptophyta; Magnoliopsida; Gentianales; Rubiaceae. The record is from the annotation of a GenBank genome assembly.